Messenger RNA from Callorhinchus milii (elephant shark), 11573 nucleotides. RefSeq names its product FRAS1 related extracellular matrix 2. Lineage: Eukaryota; Metazoa; Chordata; Chondrichthyes; Chimaeriformes; Callorhinchidae. Gene Ontology annotation, biological process: cell communication; homophilic cell-cell adhesion. The record is from RefSeq and is a predicted model, not a curated record. Bases 51 to 9518 code for a protein of 3155 amino acids. Gene Ontology annotation, molecular function: calcium ion binding. The transcript has 24 exons. Gene Ontology annotation, cellular component: membrane.
UUGAUUGAUUGAUUGAUUGAUUAAGAAAAAAAGAUUCGAACCAUUAAACGAUGAAAACCGUGGCUGGAUCCUGGAGUUGUCCAGGGAAUGGUGGUGGUGGUGGGAUUGCCGGCUGGUGGCGAGUGGCAUCGGCUCGGCUGCUGCUGUUGCGGUCGCUGUUGUUGCUGACGCUGAUGCUGACAGCUCCCGGAGCCGCGGCUCGGCACAGAGCCGACCCGGACCUGGACCCGAACCUGGACCUGAACAGCCUGGAGCUGCUGUACGGACUCCAAGCCUCGUAUGGGCAGCCGUCAUCCUCCGAGGACGCCAUCCUCCUGGCCAACAGCGGGGUCAGGGUCCCCUUCGGCAGGUCUGUGUCCAUCGACCCUGUGGAUGACCUGGUCAUCCAGGUGCACCCGGGCGACAAGUGCACGGUCACGGUGCUGGACAACGACCCGCUGUCGCAGAGGCCGGGCCGGCUCAGCCCCAAGAAGUUCCCGUGCGACUUCGGCCCCGGGGAGGUCACUUACUCUCACCUGGGCUCCCGCAGCCCGAGCCGGGACCGCGUGCGGCUGCAGCUGAGGUACGACACACCGGCGGCCACUGCCGUCAUCCCCUUCGUGCUGCGGGUGCAGGUGGUCUUCACGCAGCUGGAGAUCGUCACCCGCAACGUGCCGCUUGCCGUGGAGCGCCUGCGGGGCACCAGCAACCCACUGGACGGCAGGGUGCUGGAGUUCGCCUACGACCCCGCCUCGCAGGUGUGCAGCGCGGGCGUGCUGGCCGGAGUCGGAGGGUUGCCGCGCUACGGGAGGCUGGUGCGGGGUCAGGAGUCCGAGGCCUGGCCCGAGCCCGGGCUGAUGGUGGACUGCCAGCGCUUCCUCUCCCUGGGCAUCCGCUAUCGGCACUCGGCCCCCGGCAGGUCCCCCAACCGCGACCACGUCCCCUUGGUGGCCGAGCUGCACAGCCUGGACGGCCGCCUGCUCAAGCAGGAGCACUUCCAGAGCCUGGUGCGCAUCCGAGAGGGCGAGGAGAACACGGCCCCCAAGCCCAGCUUCGUGUCCAUGAUGAUGAUGGAGGUGGACCAGUUUGUCAUGACCGCGCUCACCCCUGACAUGCUGGCGGCCGAGGAUGCGGAGAGCGACCCGGGCGAUUUGAUCUUCAAUGUCACCUCGCCUCUGGGCCACCAGCAGGGCUAUCUGGUCAGCACCGACGACCGGCACCUGCCCAUCGCCUCCUUCCACCAACAGGACCUCAGGGACCUGAAGAUCGCCUACAAGCCGCCGGCAGUGGACUCCGAUGUGGAGAGGAUCUUCCAAAUCGAGUUUGAGGUGGUGGACACCGAGGGUGCCGUGUCCGACCCCUUCGCCUUCAUGAUCGUGGUGAAGCCCAUGAACACACUGGCCCCCGUCGUGACCCACAACACGGGACAGUUACUGUACGAGGGUCAGUCCAGGCCGCUGUCCAGCGGACAGAACCUGGAGAUCAGCGACGAGGACAACCUGGAGCAGGUGAGGAUCACGGUGGUGGACGGGCUCAGGCACGGCGACCUGAGUGUGCUGGGAGCCCGCAGGAAAUUCUUCACUCCGGCCGACCUGGACUCGGGCAUCGUGGUUUACCAGCACGACGGCAGCGACACGUACAGCGACAACAUCAUAUUCCGCAUGACGGACGGCACGCACGCGGUCGAGUUCCUCUUCCCCAUUACUGUCGUGCCCACCGACGACGAGCCCCCCAUCGUGAACGCCAACACCGGGCUGGUGCUGGCCAAGAACCAGAUGCUCGCCAUCUCGCCCUUCGUGCUCAGCGCCACCGACAUCGACUCCGAAGACUCCACCAUCGUGUUCACCCUCGAGCCGCCCCUCUCCGCCCUCGGAGAGCUGGUGCUCCGGCAACUGGAGCGGCCGGACGAUCCUUUCUCCUGGAGGUUCGUCGAAAGCGAAGGGGUCUUCGAAAAAGUGGUGACUGAAUGGUUCCAGCAGGACAUUUUCGAUGGGAAGCUGUUCUACCGACACAUCGGACCUCACAGCACCACCACUGUCAUGGACCAGUUUGUGUUCCGGGUUCAGGACGAUAACGAUCCCCCCAACCAAUCUGGAGAACACACUUUCAUCGUCAAAAUCCAGCCAGUGGAUGACAUCCCCCCGGAAAUGUUCCCAGGCACCACGCUGCAGAUAAUAGUGGAGGAGUAUCAUUUGACGCACUUUCGGAAGAAAUGCCUUCGUUUUACCGACCUGGAUUCGGACGACCGGGACCUGAAAUACACCAUCACAAAGCCUCCCACCAACACCGAUGAAAACAACCCGGUGCUGAUGGGUAACAUAGUGUUAACGGAAAGUCCGGACACUUUGGUCGUGGAGUUUACUCAGGCUCAAGUCAAUCACCACAAAAUUGCCUACAGACCCCCAGACUUGGAGCUUGGAAUCACUGCUCACGUGGUCCAGUUCGACUUCACCGUGGAGGACACCAACGGCAACAGCGCCGAGGGCACGUUUACGAUCUUCCUGCAGCCGGUGGAUAACAAACCGCCUCAAAUAACCAACACCGGCUUCACCAUGUUCGAAAGAGCCACUUACGUCAUCACAAGCGCCGAGCUGGACGCCACUGAUGCAGACACGAUGGGAUCCCAGAUCACAUUUACACUUUCUCAGGUCCCAGCACACGGCUACCUGCGAUACGAAGGCAUCGAUAUCGCUGGGGCCGAGGUGUUCACUUUGGAUGAUGUAGCUAAUGGCAAAAUAGCCUACGUGCACAACGGUGAUGAGUCCACGGGUGAUUCUUUACAACUUGACGUAAGCGAUGGAGUUCAUAUAGUCACCAUCACGGUGAGGGUAACAGUACGGCCCGUCGAUGAUGAAGUACCGACCAUUAUGCUACCCGCUGGGACAAUUGGGUCCUACUUGGACGUGCUGGAAAACGGAGCCACUGAGGUCACAACUAACGUAAUUCAGGGAACGGAUGAAGACACGGAUGACCUUCGAUUGACUUUUAUUGUGGAGGAUAAUCCCAAAUUGGGCGAGAUCUUGGUUAAUGGGAUCCCCGCUGAACGCUUCACGCAGCAGGACAUUAUCAGUGGCGUCGUGGUCUACGCUCACACAAGCGGCGAGAUAGGACUGCAGAGAAAGGAGGAUUCCUUCAACCUGACCCUGUCCGACAUGUCGGAUGAGUGGAACAUUGGGGGCAACAAAGUGCAAGGCGUUCGUGUGCAAGUGACUAUUCUUCCUGUUGACAGCCAGGCACCAGAGGUCACUGUGGGAGAGCAGUUCACUGUCGUGGAGGGUGACAAAAAUACAAUCACACUAGAGCACAUGAACGCCGACGACUUUGACACCCCCGAAGACGACAUCCUCUGCACCAUCAUCGUCCAACCCACCUCUGGCUACGUGGAGAACAUUUCUCCGGCUCCUGGCUCCGAGAAGUCGCGUGCAGGGACAGCGGUCAGUGCCUUCACCCUGAAGGACGUGAGACUGGGACACAUGAACUACGUGCAGAGCAUCCACAGGUCAGUGGAGCCAGUUGAGGAUCGCUUCACCUUUCGCUGCUCGGACGGGAUCAAUUUCUCCCGGAGGCACUUUUUCUCCAUUAUCAUCAUCCCCGCGAACGACGAGACUCCAGAGGUGUUCAUGAGAGAGUUCGUGGUGAUGGAGGGAAUGAGCCUGGUGAUUGACACGCCGAUUCUGAACGCGGUCGAUGGGGACGUACCUGCCGACCAGCUGACCUUCUCGAUCAUCAAGCCCCCGAAACACGGCCAGAUCGUCAACCAGCUGACCACCGGCACCGUCCUGGUAAACAGCUUCACCCUGGAGCAGAUCAGGGAGGGCUCAAGCAUCAUUUACGAGCACGACGAUUCCGAGACGGAGGAAGACAGUUUUGAGAUCAGGCUUACCGACGGGAAACACAGCGUGGAGAAGACUGUGAUGAUCAUGGUCAUUGUGCUGGACGACGAGACCCCGAGAAUGUCCAUCAACGAUGGGCUGGAAAUUGAGAUGGGAGACACCAAGCCAAUCACGAACACCAUUCUCAAAGCCACUGACUUGGAUUCCGAUGACAAAACACUCACCUACAUUAUACGUUACGGACCAGGUCAAGGACUCUUGCAGCAUCUGCUGCCUUCAGGCAACUUUGGAAACAUCACGUUGGGGAUGAACUUCACCCAGGAUGAUAUCGACAGGAACCUGAUCCAGUACGUGCACACCGGGCAAGAGGGCAUCAGGGACCUCAUCAAAUUUGACGUGACGGACGGCAUCAACCCGCUCAUUGACCGCUACUUCUAUGUCUCUGUCGGCGGCAUUGACAUGAUCUUCCCUGACGUGGUGAGCAAAGGGGUAUCUCUGAAGGAAGGUGGAAAGGUUACCCUCACGACUGAUCUGCUCAGCACCAGUGACCUGAACAGCCCCGACGAAAAUCUGCUGUUCAGCAUCACCCGGGCACCCAUCCGUGGCCAUUUGGAGUGCACGGACAGCCCUGGCAUGCCCAUCAACACCUUCACACAGCUACAACUAGCUGGAAACAAGGUCUACUACAUCCACACGUCUGAGGAUGAGGUAAAAAUGGACAGCUUUGAGUUUGAAGUGACCGACGGCUAUAACCCCGUGUUCCGUACCUUCAGAGUGUCCAUCAGCGAUGUGGACAACAAGAAGCCCGUGCUCACAGUGCAUGAGCUGCAGGUGAACGAGGGAGAGGUGAAACUCAUCACACCCUUCGAACUGACGGUGGAGGAUCGGGACACACCUGACUACCUGCUGCGCUUCACGGUGACCCAAGUCCCUGUCCACGGGCAGCUGCUGUACAACGGCACCAGGCCGGUCAUGGCAUUCACCAAACAGGACCUGAACGAGAACCUAAUCAGCUACAGACACGACGGCACGGAGUCCACCGAGGACAGCUUCUCCUUCUCGGUGACCGACGGCACACACACCGACUUCUACGUCUUCCCAGACACCGUGUUCGAGACCCGCAGGCCUCAAAUGAUGACUAUCCGGAUCGUGUCAGUGGACAACGGGGUGCCUCAGAUCGUUGUGAACAAAGGUGCCCCCACUCUGCGCAUCCUCACCACCGGCCACUUGGGCUUUGUGAUAACAGGCAAAGCGCUGAAGGCUGAAGACCGUGACAGCGUCCACAACUACUUAAGCUUCAGGAUCACAGAGGGUCCUGACCAUGGGCACAUUAUCAACUUGGCCAAAGGCAAUGACAGCAUUACUGGAUUCACUCAAGGUGAAAUUGAUGACAUGAAGAUCUGCUAUGUGUUGAGAGAUGGGGACAAUGCCACCAAUGACAUAUUCCACUUCACAGUUGAAGACAGAGGUGGGAAUACGCUAAAGAAUCAGCUCUUCCGCCUGAACUGGGCCUGGAUCUCUCUGGAGAAGGAAUACUUCCUGGUGGAUGAGAAGUCCAAGUACCUGGAGGUCAUUCUGAACCGCAGAGGCUACCUGGGGGAAACGUCCUUGUUGGUAAGCAUCGGUACAAAGGAUGGCACAGCUGAGAAGGAUAAGGAUUUCAGGGGAAAAUCCCAGAAACAGGUGCAGUUCAAUCCAGGUCAGACCACAGCCACAUGGAGAGUCCACAUUCUGACGGAUAGUGAAUACGAGGAGACGGAAACAUUCCAGAUUGUUCUGUCUGAGCCAGUCAUGGGAGCGCUCGAAUUUCCAGAGAUCGCAACUGUGGAGAUCGUUGACCCCGGCGAUGAGUCGACUGUCUUUAUUCCUCAGUCUUCCUACACCAUUGAGGAAGAUGCUGGCGAGCUCCUGAUACCGAUCAGGAGGACAGGAGAUGUGAGCCAGGAGCUCAUGAUUCUCUGCUACACACAUCAAGGCACUGCCACUGGGACCAUCCCAACCACUGUGCUGUCCUAUUCUGACUACAUUACCCGGUCUGAGGAUCACAACAGUGUCAUUCGCUUUGACAAGGAUGAAACAGAGAAAUUCUGCCGCGUUGUCAUCAUUGACGACUCCCUCUAUGAAAACGAGGAGACUUUCAACAUCACCCUGAGCAUGCCCAUGGGGGGCAAAAUAGGAGAAUUCCCUUCCGCUCAGAUUAUUAUCCUGCCAGAUGCAAACGACGAGCCAGCCUUUUACUUUGGAAACAUGGAAUAUCAAGUGGACGAAAGUGACGGAUACGUGGAGGUGCAGGUCUGGAGAACAGGAACCGAUCUGUCCAAGACAGCGACGGUAACCAUCCGGUCACGCAAAACCGAGCCAGUGUCGGCUGAAGCCGGUGUGGAUUACGUAGGCAUCAGCCGCAACUUGGAUUUCGCCCCAGGUGUGAACAUGCAGAUCUUCCGUGUGACCAUUCUGGAUGACCUGGGCCAGCCGGUGCUGGAAGGGCCCGAGAGGUUCGAGCUGGUUCUCCGCAUGCCCAUGAACGCCAUUCUCGGGGUGCCCAGCAGAGUCACCGUAGUCAUUAACGACUCCGUCUCUGACUUACCGAAGGUGCAGUUCAAAGACACUCUGUAUGUGGGGAACGAGAAGGAUGGACGGGUCACAGCGGUGGUCUAUAGAAGUGGUGACAUCAGCUACAAAUCCACCGUGCGGUGCUACACGCGUCAGGGCUCAGCCCAGGUCAUGAUGGAUUUCGACGAGCGUCCAAACACAGAUGAGUCCAUCAUUACGUUCCUUCCAGAUGAGAUCGAGAAGCCCUGCUCUGUGACAUUAAACGACGACACGAUUCAUGAGGACGAGGAGGAGCUGAGGCUGGUCUUGGGGACACCCCAGAGCGAGUCACCAUUCGGCGCUUCCAUCGGCGAACAGAACGAGACGCUGAUAAAGAUCAAAGACCACGCAGACAAGGCCAUCAUUAGGUUUGGAGAGACCAAAUUCAGCAUCGGCGAGCCCAAAGAGCCGGGCCUCAUCGCAGUCGUGAAAAUCCCAGUUCUUCGGCUGGGGGACACUUCAAAGGUUUCUGUCGUGCGAGUCCACACAAAGGACGGUUCGGCCAUCUCCGGGGAAGACUACAAUCCCUUGUCAGAAGAAAUUGAAUUUAAAGAGGGUCAAACUGAGCACAUUGUGGAGGUUGAGGUGCUGUACGACGGCGUGAGAGAGAUGCGAGAGGCCUUCACCAUCCAUCUGAAGCCUGAUGAGAACAUGGUGGCGGAAACCCAGAUGAGUAAAGCGAUCGUGUACAUCGAGGAGAUGAACAGCAUGGCUGACGUGACAUUCCCAUCCAUUCCUCAAGUUGUCUCGCUGCUUAUAUAUGAUGACACCUCCAGAGCUAAAGAAACACCUUACCCGGAGGCAGGCUACCCUGUCGUCUGCGUCACAGCCUGCAACCCUAAGUAUGCUGAUUAUGACAAGACAGGCUCAAUCUGUAGCAGUGAGCACAUCAACGACACCCUAACUCGCUACCGUUGGCUGGUGAGCGCCCCCACUGGGCCUGACGGGGUGACCAGCCCCAUGAGGGAGGUGGACUCCAACACUUUCUUCACCUCGUCCAAGAUCAUUACCCUGGACUCCAUCUACUUCCAGGCUGGCUCUCGGGUGCAAUGUGCGGCCCGUGCCGUCAACUCCAAUGGAGACGAAGGGCUGGAACUGACGAGCCCUAUUGUGUCUGUAAGCGUUCAGGAAGGUCUGUGCCAGCCCAGGGUACAAGGAGCAGUCGGAGCUGAGCCUUUCUCUGCGAAACUGCGUUACACAGGACCCGAAGACCCCGACCACCCCAAUCUCAUCAAAGUGACUGUAACAAUGCCUCACAUCGAUGGUAUGCUCCCCAUUGUCUCCACCCGACAGCUGUCAAACUUUGAGCUGACUCUCAGUCCCGACGGCACGCGGGUUGGAAACCACAGAUGUUCGAACCUUCUGGACUACAAUGAAGUGAAGACUCGCUACGGCUUCCUGUCGGACUCCACCAAGAACCCGGAGGUGAUUGGCGAGACGUCCCCGUACCAGUACAGUUCAGCCUUACGCAGCUCCUCCACCCUCCGCUUCUACCGCAACUUGAACCUGGAAGCCUGUCUGUGGGAGUUCGUCAGCUUCUACGACAUGUCUGAGCUGCUCACAGACUGUGGGGGCACCAUUGGCACUGAUGGACAGGUUUUGAACCUGGUGCAGUCCUACGUGACCCUGCGAGUGCCUCUCUACGUCUCCUAUGUGUUCCACUCCCCGGUGGGUGUUGGAGGGUGGCAGCAUUUUGACCUCCAGUCAGAGCUUCGCUUGACGUUUGUGUACGACACUGCCAUCUUGUGGCGCGAUGGUAUCGGGAGCCCCCCGGAGGCAGAACUGCAGGGUGCCCUUUACCCGACCAGCAUGCGGAUUAACAACGAGGGGCGUUUGGUGGUGAAUUUCCGGACUGACGCUCGCUUCCGGGGCCUCUUCGUGAUGUCACAUCCUGCGUCGCAGCUCAGCUCCAUGGUCAUGUCGGCUGACCAUCCAGGCCUGACCUUUACCCUCAGUUUGGUGCGCAGUGAACACACCUACAACCAUCCUGAGCAGCAGUGGAGCUUCGUCUCUGAUUUUGCCGUACGAGAUUACUCGGGGACAUACACUGUGAAGCUGAUUCCCUGCACCUCUGCUCCGAGCCAGGAGUACACCAUACCUUCCGUCUGUAAUCCCAGAGAGCCCAUAACCUUUGAUCUCGACAUCAGAUUCCAACAGGUGAGUGAUCCCGUAGCUGCCGAGUUCAGUCUGAACACUCAGAUGUUCCUGCUGAACAAGAAGGCUUUGUGGCUGUCUGACGGCUCCAUGGGAUUUGGGGAAGGCAGUGAUAUCGCAUUCAUAGAAGGAUCCAUUGUGUACGGUCGGGUGAUGGUCGAUCCCGUGCAAAACUUGGGAGAUUCUUUCAUCUGUAACAUUGAGAAAGUAUUCCUGUGUACUGGAGCUGAUGGCUAUGUACCCAAGUAUAACCCGAUCAAUACUGAAUACGGAUGCCUGGCCGACUCGCAUUCUCUCCUCUACCGGUUCAAGAUCCUGGACAAGGCUCAGCCUGAGACACAGGACUCACUGUUUGGCAGUGUUCCCUUCAAUGCCAAACUGGCGAUAGAUGAUUCUGAAGCCCUCUCGCUAGCCAAACAGCCCGGCUCUGAUGGUUUCCGCGUGGAUUCUUCCCCCCUCUUCCAGGUCACUGCUGGUCGGGAGUGGUAUAUCCACACCAUCUACACUUUGCGGUCUAGAGAAAGCGCUAACAGAGGCAUUGGGAAGAGGAGUGUGGAGUAUCAUUCACUUUCUCACACUGGAGAGCUCAGCGCUUCACGUCACAGGCGAGCUGUCGAGGAGACUCCCUUACUGACUGAGGAGAUCGGCGUGGAAAACAACAGAGGGACCAACAUCCAGCACAUCACCUUGGACCGCAACAACAGGAGGCAGGUUCAGGAAAGGGAAUACUUCCCUGAAGGAUCUGUAGCCAAGUCUCCCAACGGCCACGAGGAAGGAGACAGCAACAUCCCUGUCAUUGGAGGCAUUGCUGCCCUGUUGCUCGCCAUUUGCCUCAUCAUCAUCAUCCUCCUCUUGCUGAAGCGCAAGAAGCAGUCCGAGAAGAAGGGAGACUACAAGAAAACGCCCAGCAAUGAAGCCAUGACGGCUCAAAGGUACCACAGUGACAGCUCCGAGGUCUGAUCGAUCGCCAGCAAGUGACAUUUUAACCAUACUCCGAAGUGCCUGAGAGGACUUGAGCCGUGCCUUAUUACGAACAGCAGAACAUUAUUUAUCCAAUACCUGUUGUCACUUGACGCCAGCUGUACUUGAACAUUUGGUUUCUGAGCAUUGCACCAUCACAGUCACAGAAACCCAGUCAAUGGGUCUUGAGUGUUGCCUCUCACACCGGAUUCGGAACGUGAUGUGGAAUGCAUUGCACACCUGGAGACACUGUGCAGAAUACAUAACUGGUGUGAUGGGGCGGGAGGGAGGGGGAAGCAGAGGGGAAACCUUUAUUCUCAAAUAACUUUCCCAUAUCGGGAUAAAGAGGACAACCAUAUCCAAAGGUGCUAAUUUCUCCUCUCUGACUGAAGAGGACCUUUAAUAACUUAUGUAGAUGAUAAUGUAAAGACACAGGGUGCAAUGAUUAUGAAGUGGAAUGAAUUGUCAUUUGCUCUUAAAUUCUGUUUCUUCCAAGCCACAUUUUAUCUGUGACCAGUUUUGCGGAGCAAGGAUUGUACAGUCAAGACACCAUUCACAGAGUGCCUCAUUCAUGAAGACCUCAAGUAACUUUAUGUGGGCAGAACGGGCUGAUUGCCCACCUUCUGCCCUGUAAUUUCUACCGUUCAAUGAGGUACAUCAAUAAAAUGUGGCACAGUUUCACUCACAAGUCACCCCUUAGAGAGGUAUAUGGCAAAACAACGGGAGUAAAUAACUUUUUAUUUUACUGUUAACUUUAUAAUCAUUGCGCUUCGUGGGAUAAACCUUUUUUUAUAUAUAUUAUAUUAAAAAAAGAGAAAAAAAUUAGGCUUUUGUUAAAUUGUAGUAGUUCGGUCUGUCUGGGAAUCUUGAGGUGAUUUGACUGGUACACCUGUGGUGUGUAUGUUAUCCACAUGGUGUUUUCUGUAGUAUUCUUGUAUGAAAUUCUUGUACAGGUUCAGCUACUCUGUUUGGUCUUAGCUCUAGCCUGUAUGACUGCAGAGGCCUAUCUAUUAACCACAUGUACGUGUGCUGCUGUGCCCUGUCUUGCUUGAGGGGGCGGCAGGAGGUGGGUGUAAAUGUUUGACGGGAUAGUUCGGACCCUCUCUUAGGAUGUGACGGCUUAUCUUUUUGUUAAGAAAGGAAAAAAGAAAAGAAAAUCACCACAUGCAAUGUUUUUUUUAUAUCUAUAUAUAAUAGGAAGCGGAGUAAACUUGUAUUAGGUUUUUAAAAGAAAGUCUGCUCCUGACUAGCAGAAUAACUUUAGAUCCAAGUAAUCUCCACACUGAAAGUAACAUCGGGCUAAUAAUUAGGCCUCACACACUGGGUUUGUAUGAUCACCAUGCACACUCAGUUCUCUGUGUGCGUCUCCAGGGGUGAUAUGUAGGUUAUUAGACUGACAUUUUGGACAAGUUUUGCAACUGAAUGCUUUAAAGUGCCCGACUGGUUUAUGAACACCAGCAGGGCCUGAGGUCACUAGGUGCUCUGUAUAUAAACGACAUGAAACAAAAGCUGAAAUUGUUCUCUGCUUGCUCGCUCCCUCACUCGGUGACAUUUAGUUAGUUUUUCAUUGCAAUUCUGCUCUUGGAUUUUUGUUUCUCUUUCAGAUAAGCCUGUAUGUUUUCAAUUUCAUCUGUGUAGUUCUUUGUGUAAUGUGUCAAACCAGCCCACUUGACGUGAGCAAACUAUGCAAUCCGGGGUAUAAGCCUUUGUCUAAUUGUAAAUUGGUUAUUCAAUGUAUUUUGUUACAACUUCAGUGCCUCUGAGCCAGAGUGUUCUGGUGGCCUGUUUCACCAGUGAGUGGGUUUAAGUGCUGUGGUUCAAAUGGUUUUACGGUGGGAUAUUUGCCUUUACAACCAUGUGGGGAGAGACCAGAUUUCAUAUUAUUGGGUCACAGGCCAACAAAGCACAGCAUUGAUACCCAGCAAUAAAGUGAGCCACACUCACUCUCUGUCAACCGUGCCAAACCUGCAGUUAAUGCCCUGUCAUUGUAGCCCCUUUCUUGUGUUUUUUUAAUAAUGUGUUCGUAUCGCAUUCAAAUAAAAUAUUCUUUAUCCC